GCUAUUACGUGGCCAGCCCAACCCGGUCGAGGUGUACUGUGACUGCACAACCACGGAACGCAGGGGAUUAGCCACGUAGCUAUCAUGACAAUGCACAUUUUAUUUGUAUAUAAAAACAGCUGGAUUCGAUCUCGAUAUCAGUAAGGUAGACGACUCGUACCCGUAUACUCCGUCAUUCACCAAGAAUCGUAAAAUGGCUGCACAGACAGUGACGUUGAACAGUGGUCAUAAGAUGCCUCUUGUGGGUCUCGGCUCAUGGCAGGUUACCUCUCCCGAGGAGUGCAAGGACAGUAUCCGUGCUGCACUGGACGCUGGCUACACACACAUUGACACAGCUUAUGCCUACCAGAACGAGGCCUUCAUCGGGGAGGUGCUCCAGGAAUACUUCAAGGCCGGGAAGCUGAAGAGGGAGGACAUUUUUAUUACAACGAAGCUCUGGGUGACCUACCACGAGAAAGACCGUGUUUCUCUGUGUAUUGACGAAAACCUCAAGAACCUACAGCUGGAUUACGUGGAUAUGUAUCUUAUUCACGUCCCUGUCUCCAUGAGGGAAACGGGCAAGAGGAUGGGUCUUUACCCGAUUGAUGAGAACAACAAGCCUGCUUUCACGGAAGUACCGCUGCUGGAAACAUGGAAGGGUAUGGAACAAGUGGUUCGUGAUGGCAAAGCUAAAUCCAUUGGUGUCUCAAAUUUCAACAUGAAACAGAUUGAACUGAUAUGCAAAUCAGCUGCAAUCAAACCCGCCACAGUUCAGGUUGAGUGUCAUUUGUAUCUCCAGCAAGAAAAGUUGUUUCGGUUUCUCAAGGAAAGGGGGAUAACUAUAACAGCCUACAGUCCCUUCGGUUCACCAGCUCGACCAGCUAACAUACAGAAGGAAGGAGCACCCAGAGUCCUAGAUGACCCAGUUGCCAAGGAUCUGGCCACGAAAUACAAACGAUCUGUAGGACAGAUUCAUCUUCGCUAUCUUGUCCAAAGAGGCAUCAUUGCUAUCCCCAAGAGCAGCAACCCUAGCAGAAUCCAGGAAAACUUAAAGGUAUUCGACUUCAAAUUGUCUCACGGUGACAUGUCAAAGCUUGCCUCACAGGACAGGAAACUGCGGUUUUUCGAGGGUCAGGAAUUCAAGACCCACCCAAAUUACCCCUUUGGCGAAGCUCUCUAG
Molecule: messenger RNA, 1159 nt
Organism: Haliotis rubra (blacklip abalone)
Lineage: Eukaryota; Metazoa; Mollusca; Gastropoda; Lepetellida; Haliotidae
Product: aldo-keto reductase family 1 member B7-like
Exons: 10
Coding region: 194-1159 (321 amino acids)
Cellular component (GO): cytosol
Molecular function (GO): aldose reductase (NADPH) activity
Source: RefSeq, a predicted model, not a curated record